CGAGGUCGACUCAAACGAUCGUUUGGCUUACCUCUCGGUGUACGAAUCCACUAUGGACGCCAACACCAUACUGUCUUUCUACUCUGUUUCAUCCAUCAUUCUCCCUUCCCUAAGUCUUGAGGUCGUAUCGCUGCCUCCUGGCAUUCCUGUCGGGUAUUCCCAA
Molecule: messenger RNA, 163 nt
Organism: Acaulospora colombiana
Lineage: Eukaryota; Fungi; Glomeromycota; Glomeromycetes; Diversisporales; Acaulosporaceae
Source: the annotation of a GenBank genome assembly